This is a messenger RNA of Alexandromys fortis (reed vole), 3217 nucleotides long. RefSeq names its product N-acetylated alpha-linked acidic dipeptidase like 1 (gene Naaladl1). Gene Ontology annotation, molecular function: carboxypeptidase activity. The coding region runs from base 693 to 2930 and encodes 745 amino acids. The transcript is spliced from 19 exons. The record is from RefSeq and is a predicted model, not a curated record. Lineage: Eukaryota; Metazoa; Chordata; Mammalia; Rodentia; Cricetidae.
CUGGACUUUGCUUCCUCAGGACCUGCCAUGAAGCUGGCUUAGAGCUGAAAAAACGUUCGGCAACAGGCUCGCCUUCACAAGUCCCACUUCCACAAACUGGAACUUCUGAGCGGCAGAAACUGGAAAUCCCGCCAGCCUUUUCCCGCAUUUGUGCUCUGACACUGGGCUGUUAACAUCUCUCCAGAUGGUGUCUUGCUUCACGAAGACAACAGCACCGUUUUCUAGCAAGGAAAACGGGCUCAGGGAAGCUAAGUGAAUGUCUAACAUGACAUGGCUUGUCUAGCAAAAGGACAUCAUUUAAACUAAAAAGUCUGCUCAGGCCAUCAAGGCACCAGUGCCAGAGACUGAAUGGCACAAGAGUCACAGGGGGGCAGUCAGCAGGGCCCUGUGUGUGUGUGUGUGUGUGUGUGUGUGUGUCCCAGACCUGCUGUGCUGUGUCACAAGGAGACCCCGGAAGGAUCAUUCCCUUUGUCAGCUGCGGUGUUCCUGCAUUGUCCUGAUUCCUUUGGAGAGCCUUUACAGGUAAACAAUUCAAAAUGUGAUUCGGGUGUCAGCUUCUGGCUGUCACUGCAGGACGUUCCCUGGCUCUUCACAGGGGCAAAAGAACAGCACCACCCAUGAGUAAUAGUUAACCAGCCAGACACCCCACAUAUAAAAAAGCCCAGUCAGGGCUGCUCGGCUGUUUCCACAGGAUGCACUGGGCAAAAAUACUGGGGGCGGUUGUCGGGGCUGCUGCCCUCUUGGGGCUGGGGAUCAUUCUGGGCCACUUUGCUAUCCCCAAAGCAACUGACCCUCCAGCCCCCAGCACUUCAGACUCCCAGGACUUGGACCUGGAGAUCCUUAACCUUGUAAUGGAACAACUUGAUGCCAGCAGGAUCCAAGAGAACCUUCGAGAACUCUCCAAGGAGCCGCACGUGGCCUCCAGCCCUCGGGAUGAGGCCCUGGUGCGCCUACUGCUGGAGCGCUGGCAGGAUACAGCAACUGGCCUGGACUCCGCCAAGUCCUAUGAGUAUACCGUCCUGCUCUCCUUCCCCAACCGGGAUCAGCCGAACGUCGUGGAAGUCGUGGGCCCUGAUGGAACCGUCCUCCACGCCUUCCAACCCGGAGAGAAAAAUCUGACCGGGGAGCAGCAGGGGCCCAAUGUGUUGCAACCUUAUGCUGCCUAUGCACCGGCUGGCACCCCACAAGGCCUCCUCGUCUAUGCCAACCGAGGCUCUGAAGAGGACUUCAAGGAGCUAGAGACUAAGGGAAUCAAGCUCGAAGGCACCAUCGCCCUGACUCGCUAUGGGGGCGUGGGGCGUGGCGCCAAGGCCAUUAAUGCUGCCAAACACGGAGUGGUUGGAGUGCUGGUAUACACAGACCCUGGGGACAUCAAUGAUGGGAAGACCUUGCCCAGCGAAACCUUCCCCAACUCCUGGGGACUGCCUCCCUCAGGUGUGGAGCGAGGCUCCUACUAUGAGUAUUUUGGGGACCCUCUGACUCCCUACCUUCCAGCUCACCCCUCUUCUUUCCGCCUGGAUAUUAACAACAUCUCGGGAAUUCCCCCAAUUCCUGCCCAGCCCAUUGGCUUUGAGGAUGCAAGAGACCUGCUCUGCAACCUCACUGGACCCCCUGCCAGUGCCUCCUGGAAGGGAGCCCUGGGCUGUGACUACAAUCUGGGGCCUGGCUUCAAGCAGGAUGGGAGCUUCCCAGCAGGCAGCGAGGUGAAAGUGAGAGUUCACAACAGCCGGGAGCUGAGAAACUCCUCCAACGUGCUGGGCAUCAUCCAGGGGGCAGUGGAGCCUGAUCGUUAUGUGAUCUAUGGAAACCAUCGGGACAGCUGGGUACACGGAGCCGUGGACCCCAGCACCGGUACCGCCGUCCUCCUGGAGAUCUCCCGAGUCCUGGGGACCUUGCUAAAGAAGGGCACCUGGAGACCCCGUAGAUCCAUCAUCUUCGCCAGCUGGGGGGCAGAGGAAUUCGGGCUCAUUGGCUCUACGGAAUUCACAGAGGAGUUCCUCAGCAAGCUGCAGGAGCGCACGGUGGCCUACAUCAAUGUGGAUAUCUCUGUGUUCGCCAAUGCUACCCUCCGGGCACAGGGGACACCCCCUGUACAAAGCGUCAUCUUCUCUGCCACCAAAGAGAUCAGUGCACCAGGUCGCAGCGGCCUCAGUAUCUAUGACAACUGGAUCCAAUAUACCAACCGCAGCAGUACAGUGUAUGGCCUGGUCCCCAGUCUAGGUACACUGGGUGCAGGCAGCGACUACGCCUCAUUCAUCCACUUCCUGGGCAUCUCUUCCAUGGACCUGGCCUACACCUAUGACCGGAGCAAGACCUCAGCCAGGAUCUACCCUACCUACCACACGGCUUUUGACACGUUUGAAUACGUGAAGAAGUUUCUGGACCCUGAUUUCAGCAGCCACCGAGCCGUGGGCCAGACUGCUGCGAGUGUGCUUCUUCGGCUCAGUGACAGCCUCUUCCUGCCCCUCCAUGUCAGUGACUAUAGUGAGACGCUGCACAGCUUCCUGAAUGCUGCUCAGAGGGACCUCGGCACCCUACUGGAGCAGCACGGUAUCAGCCUGGAUCCCCUGGUGACCGCAGUGAAGGAGUUUGAGACAGCAGCUGCGGCCUUGGUCAGGCGCAUCUCAGCACUGCAGAACAGCAGCCCUGACCCCUUGCAGGUACGGAUGGUCAACGAUCAGCUAAUGCUCUUGGAACGGGCGUUCCUGAACCCAAGGGCUUUCCCAGAGAAUCCGUACUAUAGUCACGUGCUCUGGGCACCCAACACAGCCUCUGCUGCCACAUUCCCAGGCCUGGCCAACGCCUGUGCUAGGGCCCAGGACACCAACUCCGGAUCUGAAGCGUGGGCUGAAGUACACAGGCAGCUUAGCAUUGUAGUAAUGGCACUGGAGGGAGCAGCAGCCACCCUGAAACCCGUGGAGGACCUCUGACCCUAGCCCUGUGUCUUGGGGCUCCUCGUAUCUUGCACCUCUCACCUGUUUACCUAGGUUAUGUCCCAGUCUUUGAUGAGGUCAGGAGUAGCUACAACCAGGAAACACUCUCAAGCUUUUGGGGCAACAGCCGGGUUCUUGCAGUUAAACACACCUGCUCAUGGUAGUGGGUGAAACUUGGGCCCAAAGCAGCGGGUAGAGGCCACUGCCUAACCUUUCCUUUUGCCCUGCUCUUCCAUGUUCUAUCUCCCCUCUCAACCCUCAAAUAAAAGAAGUCUAAAAAGUUC